AUCUCACCAACAGGACUUUUACAGUAAUGAUUCAUGACUUCUCCUCUACAACUACUCCCCUCUCUUCUGGUGUGCCCCAGGGUUCCAUCCUUGGGCAUACCUUAUUUUCACUAUACAUGCUACCAUUGGGUCCAAUCAUCUCCAGACACUAUCCAUUUUCAUUUUUAUGCCGAUGACGUACAGCUCUACCUACCAGUAAUGCUCAGUGACAAGAAGGCACUAGAUCCCCUCCAUAGCUGCCUUCAUGACAUCAGACAAUGGCUGUCUCAGAAUUUCCUUCAUUUAAAUGAAGGCAAAACGGAGUACAUUGUUUUUACCCCUGAUUCACCACACAGUGAAAUCAAUUUUGACGCCUCCACCCCUCCUUUUGCUCCCGCCGUUAAUAACCUUGGUGUGUUUUUAGACAACAGUCUAAAGUUCGAUAAGCAAAUUAGUUCUGUGGUCAGAGCAAGUUUUUUCCACCUCAGGCUCCUAGCAAAGGUAAAGCCCUUUUUGUCCAGUACACAUCUCGAAAAAGCGAUCCAUGCCUUCAUCAGCUCCAGGCUGGAUUAUUGUAAUGCCCUCUACACUGGAGUAAAUCAGUCCCUCCUCCGCAGGCUCCAGUUGGUGCAAAACGCAGCUGCUGGCCUUCUUACUAAUACCCCAAAAUACUCCCAUAUCACUCCAGUUCUCCGUUCUCUCCAUUGGCUCCCGGUACAAUCUAGAAUACAUUUUAAAGUCCUUUUAUUUGCGUUCAAGGCCAUUCAUGGACUUGCUCCAGCAUACUUGGCUGAGCUUUUAACUGUCCGUCACCACUCCAGGGCCCUGCGCUCUUCUCAACACACAACAUUAGAAGUCCCAAGGAUGAAAUACAAAAAAUGGGGGGAUCGUGCUUUUGCUGCGUUUGCCCCCACACUUUGGAACUCCCUUCCACCUGCGCUACGAUCUACUACAGAGUUGUCAGCUUUUAAAUCUCUUUUAAAAACUCAUUUAUUCAGACUGGCUUAUGACACAUGAUGGUUAUAUGCACUUUAGUUGUGAUUCUGUGCCUGUAUUUUUAUUUUAUUGUAUUGUUUUAGGUGUUUUUAUUCCCACUCGAUUUCACCCUGCUCUCAUUUGCUAUUGCAUAUUUUUUACUUUUGUGAAGCACCUUGGGCACCAUUGGGAUGUUGUAAGGUGCUAUAUACUGUAAAUAAACUUUGAUUUGAUUUGAUUUGACUUUGAUGUGUUAGCACCGCGGGCGAGGGCCGUGUUGGCUUCCUCGUUGGCGGUGAGCAGCUCCCAUACGGCCGCGCUGUUGUCACCAUUGUUGGUCCAUGAAUGACUCACGUCGAGGGUCGCCAAAUGCGAAGACGGCGUUCAGAAUGAGACAGCUGAGGAUAAGCGGUAAACCGAUAAACCGUCCACUCGACACGGAACAAGCAACAACCGCUUUGCAACGGUUGCUACAAUAAUCACAUGAGCAGGAAAGGGAUGUGUUUUAACGAUAUUGUGGGUCACCACAAGCAAAUGAAUCAAAACUCAGCACACACACAAAACUGUUGACAUACACUUUCAGCAUGUGGUGAAAUAAACACGUAACAUGAGUUCUUUUUUCUUGAAUUAUGUUGACUUUCUUGGACCACUUUGUGAUAUUGGUAUUACAUGAUCAACUGCAUUCUAUUUAGAAACAAUUCAGUUAUUUUUUAUGCCAAUAAGAUUCAUGCCUUACUACAUUGUUCAAAAACUAAAUUGUUUCCUUUUUAAUAGAUACAUUCUAGUGUGCCUAUAGCGGCCACUAACGGGAAAUGGCAAAAGUGGCCGCUAUAGGCAGGUGGCUGUUAUAGACAGGUUGGUGGCCAUUUUGAAUGUUGACCAGUAAAGGGCACUGUGGGACAGCGGAUAACCCACUGAUCUGUAUUAUAUAUCUGGAUAGAUCAUACGUCGCACCCGCCCGUGCAAGCCGCUGAAGCCAAAGAGACGCCAUCUUACCACUCACAUGUCGACUACAUGGGCACAGCGUACAUAGUGUACAAAGCAGAUGAAGAGGCUA
Molecule: messenger RNA, 2011 nt
Organism: Dunckerocampus dactyliophorus (ringed pipefish)
Lineage: Eukaryota; Metazoa; Chordata; Actinopteri; Syngnathiformes; Syngnathidae
Exons: 1
Coding region: 34-996 (320 amino acids)
Source: RefSeq, a predicted model, not a curated record